Molecule: messenger RNA, 1902 nt
Organism: Saccostrea cuccullata (small rock oyster)
Lineage: Eukaryota; Metazoa; Mollusca; Bivalvia; Ostreida; Ostreidae
Product: fibrinogen-like protein A
Exons: 5
Coding region: 16-1086 (356 amino acids)
Source: RefSeq, a predicted model, not a curated record
AAAGAGAAAUUCAAGAUGGUGAAUGGACCGGUGAAUGUAAAUACAAACUUUACAAAGCAAGAAAUGCAAUAUAUUGACCAGGUGGUUGAAAGUAAAACUUUAACUCUUCAGGAACAGUUUGAUUUGUCAAAAAAGACAUUGGAAAGAGACUUGAAAAAGGUCAUACAAACAUUGAAGAUGACGGAACAGAAUACAAAAGAGAAAAUAAAGGCUUUAAAUGAAUCGCAAAUGGUUUCCGCUAAAAGCCCGCAAAUCGAAAUGUUCCAAUAUCAAAUGAAUGCAAUGAAUGUAACAUUACAGAAAUGCAGCGUAAGCAGUUUUUUUGAACGUGUGAAAAAGACAGAGUACGCUUUAGAAAACUUCUCCGUCUCUGUUAAUGAAACUCUACAUACUGUUUGUGGGGAUCUGAAUGAAUCCAGCUGGAUCUUGUCUAAAGUGCUCCCAAAGGAUUGUUCGGACAUUCUGAAGAAAUACCCGAGUUUAGAAGGAAGGGACGGAGUAUACAGAAUAUCCAUGGCCUAUGAAGUCAAGUCUGUUUACUGUGACAUGAGAACUGAUGGAGGAGGGUGGACAGUAAUUCAAAGAAGACAAGACAUUUCUACAGAUUUUUACCGGACAUGGUCAGAAUAUAAAGAAGGAUUUGGGGAGCCCUCUACAAACUACUGGAUCGGAAAUGACGCAAUCCAUGAGUUGACAAAGAACAAGGACCAAGAACUCCGGGUUGAACUCCAAAGUUUUGAUGGUGCUGAAGCAUAUGCUCAGUACUCCGCGUUUCAUGUCGGUGAUAAAUACAAUAAAUACGUACUCACUGUAUCGGGAUAUUCAGGAACCGCAGGUGACAGUUUGGCUUAUCACAAUGGAAUGAAAUUCACCACAAAAAAUCAGGAUAAUGACAACAAAAACUCUAGUAACUGUGCAACAGAAUACCACGGGGCCUGGUGGUACAAGGGAUGUCACUACUCAAAUAUCAAUGGGCAGUACGUCAAGUCUGCUGUGUCUAAUGCUAAACACCCGACAUGGUUUCACUGGAAAAGUAAACAUGAAGCGUUAAAACGGACUGUGAUGAUGAUUAGACACAAAAAUUGAAUCAUUUUAAUUACUUAAUCUUUCUUCUUUAAUAUUAGGAGGUCGUGUUUUAUGCCCUAUUCACCUAAAUAAUAGUUUAUAGUUUUGUGUAUGGUAUCACUAGUAACAAAAAUAUAAUUCAUUAUAACAGACUCUGAUGAUGAUCAGACACAGAAACUAACGCGUCCGAAAAGUCUGCUUUGUCUGGUGUUAAAUACCCGGUAUAAUUGAACUGAAAAAAAGAAAGAAACAAAAGACAACGAUGACGAUCAGACACAAAAAUUAAUAGCUUUAAAAAAUCCAUAUUCAGUCCUGGCAAGAAUAAUGAUUAUCGAUUAAUUAGUUUACUCAUGUGAAAUAGAUAGUAUUAAAACGUUAUGCAAUAUGCUUAUAUCUGCUCUAUUACAAUUCAUACAUUUAUUAAGUACAUUUUGCUGUUUUGAUGGCAACCAUGUGGCAUGAUAUCCCUGCCAAAAUGUUCAAAAAGCUUCAAUGAUCAGAUAUGAAAACUAGAGAUAAAUUAUUAUCAGCCCUAAUAUAAUAAAAGUAAUGACUCAUUACAUUUUUUUUUAUAUUUUACUUUUGUCAAAUAAAUAGCAAAUUGAUUUUGUUUCAUUAUUUCAUUGCAGUUUUAUUAUAUAAAUCUUGUAAAUAGACAAUUACGUUAUGCAAUAUAGAAUUUUUUCUUUGUAUAAAUACAUAAAUGUUCUCCAUUAUAAAUGCUUCAAUUAAAGGUGCUUCAAGAAGAAAACUCAAAGCAGGGAGAUUGUAUGGAAGUUAAAUUUAAGCAUCACACAUGUAUAUCAAUAUGGAAUAAAGUUAAAUAUAAUUGAUAAA